Messenger RNA from Sphaeroforma arctica JP610, 479 nucleotides. RefSeq lists its product as hypothetical. The transcript has a single exon. The record is from RefSeq and is a predicted model, not a curated record. The coding region runs from base 30 to 479 and encodes 149 amino acids. NCBI's taxonomy places the organism in Eukaryota, Ichthyosporea, Ichthyophonida.
UUCCGUUUCAUCUAACUCCGUUUGUCGCCAUGGUUCAAAGAAUUCCUACCAGAAUGGAAGAUACACAAUAUUAUUUAGAGUGUGUUAAGGUGACAUUGAAAGACGCAAUCUAUGAGAGGUCAACAGCCGUCCGACACACAGCUGAGUUCCUUGAGAACAUCACACAGCACUACAGUGACAAGUAUCACCUGAUCAAAGUGUCCGAUGGUGGCGUAGAUGAAAAUCCACUGCAUGCUCGGGCAAUGUAUGCAGAUCUGGCUUCGUUUUUCAAGGGCGACUAUGAUUAUUUAGCACACUUUUGUAACGCUGGAGGUGACUCGAGAAUCAACCCUGUAGAAAGAUGCAUAGGUUCAAUCAGUCAUGCGCUCUAUGGUACUUGUUUGGUACGAAAGAAGCUCAAUGAGUCAGAAAAGGACACUUUGAGAAAGAAAGACGGCUCGCAGAAAGAUUUUCGAUCGAAUUUGGAUGCAAAUAAAUAG